CAACCACCCGCGACGGCGUCGAUUCUCCUCCCGCCUUCAAAUUCGUCGUGCUCUUCACACCCCCAUCGCCAUUUGGCCCUCCCCACCGGAUUCGUUCUUUUUCUGCUGCUUUCUGUUCGCAUUUCUUGGAUGAAUUGUAUGUCGUACUCGCUGUCUCAUAUCUAAGCACAUUAUCUGUUGUUAUCCUAUAUCAUGGGCCUCCCGAUGUACCGUGAAGCCUCUUCGGCUGCGCCCAAGAGUACUCUCAAGCGCGACCCCUCUGCGCAUGCGCGCUCGUCCAUUCGCCGCAGAGGAGCCGUGAGACAUGUGUUCCCCAGCUUCUCGCCCACCACCAGCAGCAGAUCCAGUGGAUCUCUUCGCUCAUCUCGCCCCCUCCCUGAGGAUUCUCGAAACGACCUGUCUCAACGACAGAAUCUAUCUUCUGAAGAGACUGCCCUUCUGGAUGCCGCACGGGGCCAGAGAUUGCUACGGGAUGCUUUAAGGCACGGCCAGCCUGGUCGUCGUCUUCGAAUCCCGCGCGAAUCGUCUCUGCGCUUUGAGAUACCGAACCCUCCAUUCUCCGUGAACGAAUUCUUGAGUCGCACAUCGUCGAAUGACGAUGCGAACAGGCGGCUGCCUCCAGAUGGCAUUCCUUUUACCCGUAGAUUCGCGCCAGCAUUUGCCUUUCAACCCAACACUUCGGGGCAGCCACAGGGCGAAUCGGAUGUGCAAUCAUUCCCGUACUCCCGCUCCGGCACGCCUGGAGGAGAGACAACAAGUGAUAACAGCGCGCGGCGUUCCCGCCCAACAAGCAACCGCCUUACAAACGAGGGAAACGACCGCCUAAGCACGCAGCGUUCGGCUAUCGAUGGAUUAGGAGAUCGCCAACGUAGUGCUAGCCCGGAUGACAUUCAGGACGACGCUUGGGAAACUUUACUUACCACUAUUACGCCAGACGCCAACCUCCCGAGCACCGAUUCCUCUUUUGCGUCAACCGCUGCUUCGGCUUCGGCGAAUCCUAAUGGAAAUCCCGACUCCACUCAAGUAUCCCGCUCUUCUCAAUCACAAUCCAUGCCUUCUGGACCAGCGGCGGCGACGGUGCACAUGAUUUUGGAGCCAUACCCUGAGUUUCUCAACCCUUGCGACUUCCCAGACGACACCACCGGCUCGGACACGGAGGCAGAGUCUGAUUUUGACUUGCGUGCAGCGGAACUGCGAUAUCGCCAUCCCCCGCGGUCUCGCAUGCCUGUUCAUACUCCAGCUAUAGGCUCUACCCAAGAUAGCCAGCCCCCAGUCCCAAGGCUUGACCAGACCGCAAUGCAAACAUCUGUUUCUUCUUUAUUUGAUCAAAACCCGACUUUAGAAGUGAAUUUGCAGGUCAUCAUUGAUCGCCUGGUUCAUAGAGAAGAAGUUCCUGAUGAAUGGUGGACAGGUGUUGGCCUCUCUCGCGAGAUCGGCCUGCGGUUCACCGAAUUCAUUAAUGAUGCCCACACCCGCGUUACUGAGGCGCGCACCCGUGCAAGCGACCAAACAUAAGAAAUUUAAAUGAUUUGUUGUGUUUUUUUUGGCAUAGUAUCAUCUCCCGGCGAGAUCGGCUAUGAAUGGGAUGUUUUGAAUUCGAGCUAGCAUAUGUGAAACCUUUGGUGAAUGGCGUUCAGGCUGUGUCGUCAUUACUACCAUGCAGAAUCUUUUGGUAGCAAGAAAGGUGACAAGAAUAGUGCGCUUAUCCUUUACGCGUUCUGGUUUUCAGGGGUAUAUCGCGAUUUGUGAAAAGAUAUUGUUUAUUAUAUAUGGGCGUUAUUCGGGACGGGUUAUAAUUGUGUAACGGCGCAUAUUUUUGCAGCACACAAAGUGCAGGGUAUCAUUCUUCUUGUACUUAACUUGAUCUAUUUUUACUGAUCUAUUUUUUCUCAAACUAUUCUUAUAACUAGCUAUGCUAGCUGCAAUGACACUUGAGAUGAACAGGCUCUAUAUCUAACAACAA
This is a messenger RNA of Talaromyces proteolyticus, 1963 nucleotides long. RefSeq lists its product as uncharacterized. The coding region runs from base 193 to 1515 and encodes 440 amino acids. NCBI's taxonomy places the organism in Eukaryota, Fungi, Ascomycota, Eurotiomycetes, Eurotiales, Trichocomaceae. The record is from RefSeq and is a predicted model, not a curated record. The transcript has 2 exons.